AUGCUCGGUCGACGGCUUUUUUCAACAAACCGUAUUGUCCGGUCGAACAUUGGUAGCUCACCUAUUCUGCUGCCCGAGACUGCCCAGCUCAAGCUGAUUCCGUGUGUUCUCGAUGAGGUCAGUCAAAUGCGCAUGGAGCUCGACAAAAAGCGCAACGGAAAGCCUCGCAUCUAUUUAACCCAGCAGGCCGAGAUCACAGGUCCCAAAGGCAAGGUGCUGAUGGACGUUGCUGAUUUCAUCAAGGUCGGCCAGGACGGCGCCAAGAUCACCAUCGAGGUCGAGGAACCCGAGAAGCGUCACCAGCGGUCGAUGUGGGGGACGACGCGGACGCUGCUGUCAAACAAUAUUAUCGGGGUCACCGAGGGCCAUCUUUGCAUUGUGAAGCUUGUCGGCACCGGGUUCCGUGCCCAGCUCGAAAAGACAGGCGAUGGCAAGCAGCAGCUGAGUCUGCGAGUGGGCUACUGCGACGCCAAACAGGUGCCUGUGCCCGACGACCUGACGGUGACGGUGCCUGUGCCUCACCGGGUUGUUAUUGAGGGCUGCGACAAGCAGCAAGUCAAGCUUCUGGCCGCUGAGAUUCGCAAGUUCCGAAAGCCAGAACCCUACAAGGGCAAAGGUAUUUUUAUUGACAACGAGACCAUCAAGCUCAAGCAAAAGAAGAUCAAAUAA
This is a messenger RNA of Wickerhamiella sorbophila, 669 nucleotides long. RefSeq names its product 54S ribosomal protein L6, mitochondrial. Gene Ontology annotation, cellular component: mitochondrial large ribosomal subunit; ribosome. The record is from RefSeq and is a predicted model, not a curated record. NCBI's taxonomy places the organism in Eukaryota, Fungi, Ascomycota, Dipodascomycetes, Dipodascales, Trichomonascaceae. Gene Ontology annotation, molecular function: rRNA binding; structural constituent of ribosome. The transcript has a single exon. Gene Ontology annotation, biological process: translation. The coding region runs from base 1 to 669 and encodes 222 amino acids.